Cladophialophora carrionii CBS 160.54 is the source of this 1278-nucleotide messenger RNA. RefSeq lists its product as uncharacterized. The coding region runs from base 1 to 1278 and encodes 425 amino acids. Lineage: Eukaryota; Fungi; Ascomycota; Eurotiomycetes; Chaetothyriales; Herpotrichiellaceae. Gene Ontology annotation, biological process: DNA-templated transcription. The record is from RefSeq and is a predicted model, not a curated record. Gene Ontology annotation, molecular function: zinc ion binding; DNA binding. Gene Ontology annotation, cellular component: nucleus. The transcript has a single exon.
AUGCCCGACAAUUGCGAAUGGACCCCGGCUGAGGAUGAAAACUGGUCACUCUCGACUCCGAAUUCCUUGAGACAGACUGCUUCGUCUCAAUCGUCAACGCGCAGACCUAUCAGGUCUCAACUAUCGUGGAACCAGUCUUCCGGGAAAGACUUGAUUCUCCCUCCGAAAGUUCUCAUCACUCAUCUGGUAGAAGUCUACUUUGACUAUGUUCAUCCUCAGAUCCGGCUCUUUCAUCAGCCGAGCUUCGUUCCUUGGGUCGAAAGCAGCUCGUUCGUGUCAGACGGAUACUCCACACUGCUCCUGUUAGCGAUGUUUUCUUUGGCGGCGAGAUAUUCGGAUCAGCCCGAGGUGGAUCUUUUUGACCGAUCGCUGCGUCAGAUGUCCGGAUGCCGCAACACUCAAGAUGGUGCCAGUCACAAAAUCCGAAAACGAUGGGACCGCGGGAAAGGCUUCCUUAGUCAAGCGAACAGAUUGCUCAUGGGUGAGAUCUCGAAGAUGGACAAUUUAGAGCUCAAAAGCGGUGGGAUGCAGAGACCAUCGAUUGCCCUCGUGCAAGCUGCCGCUCUGCUCACUUUCGCCCAGCUGGGAAUGGGACUCAACAGCCGAGCGUUUUCCAUUUUAUCAAUGACUGUGCGACUAGCCUAUGACUGCGGCCUGGAUCAAGUUGACAGCUACGACAAAACCAUGCCCAACCCAAAGGGUACCGGCGUCUGCUCAUCCAGAUCCAUCUGGGUUGAGCAAGAGGAGCUGCGCCGCGCCUGGUGGGCCGUUGCCGACUUGGAAAACUUUGUUUGUGUGACAAAAGACCGGCCGCGUCUAAUCGACUGGGAAAGUUGCAAGACAAAGCUUCCUUGUGAUGACAAGGACUGGUUUGAAGGCCGUGACCGUCCGUCGGUCUUUUUACCAGUGAGUCUUCACGACUUGCGGGCGUCUCUGGCACUCCCGUCGCAACUGUCCGUCCUGGCGUGUCGGAUCAUGACGAUGCAUCUGGUCGCCAAGUUGAUCAAGGCAGCGAUCAUAGACGACAGUGUGCCCCAAUCACAGGAUCUUUUCUACACGAUCGAGGAGUGUGCUACGGCUUGGAAGCAAAACAUGCCCAUGGGCUGGAGAACGGAGCCGCCAUUGCAGAAAACCCCUGGCCAGCCUGACGUCUCGACCGACUGUGUCCCCCUGCGGAUAGGGAUUGAAUGGCGGGUCUCAAAAUCCUCCCCCCGUGUGCUUGCUGCUGACCAAAGCAUUCAGUAUAUUGUUACUCAGCAACAAGAUCCGUGUAUUUAA